This is a messenger RNA of Colletotrichum karsti, 1080 nucleotides long. RefSeq lists its product as uncharacterized. The coding region runs from base 1 to 1080 and encodes 359 amino acids. The transcript has 3 exons. NCBI's taxonomy places the organism in Eukaryota, Fungi, Ascomycota, Sordariomycetes, Glomerellales, Glomerellaceae. The record is from RefSeq and is a predicted model, not a curated record.
AUGACCGCGGCGAAGUUGGACUCGAACGCGUGGUAUUUGGUCUCCGAGACCCGAGUCACCAACGUAUCCGCUACGUUCAGAAACAACCUGCAGACCACGAACCAGGGUCUUCGAGUCUUUUCCUUGACGGCACAAGCAUGGCAGUUCCAACCAGUGGGCAACGUCGACGGGCGUUACCUGGCGAGGUUGAACACGUCCGGAGUGAGGGAACAACUUUCGGUAUGCUGGCGCUCAGACGAGGUACACCCGAGCAAGACGAUCGGCUGCCUCAGGAAUACGCAGUCGGACGAGUCUCAGCAAUGGGACAUCACUGAAUGGGGCGACGGCUCCUUCAAGUUCACCAACGUCGGGAACGGCAGCAACUACGUUUUGGACGUUCACCCGGGAUCCAAUCUCUUCAUGUCCAGCGAGAUCGAGGGCACCGAAGGCGUUUCCGACAAGCAGGUAGCGCAGCAUUGGGUAUUGUCGAGUGAACGCGCCGUCAACGAUGGCGCAUACUCGACUAUCUACAGCGCGGGGACAACUCCCGUUACCUCAGCUACCUCGACCGGCACCGGAACUGCCGCGACAGGCUCAUCCACACCCACCACCACCACUGGUUCUGGCGCGGCCGCCACGACCCCAACCUCCUCCUCCGAGUCAGACUCCUCAGCAGGCGGCCUCUCCUCCGGCGCCGCCGCCGGCAUCGGUGUGGGCGUCUCCCUCGCCGCCGUCGCUCUCAUCGGCGCCGCGGUCUUCUUCUGGUGGCGUCGCAGGAGGGCCGCAAAGGGCGCGGCAGCAUCUUCAACCGAACAUGGUCCAGACGGUCCUGGCAUGGCCAAGCUCAGCCCCGGCACCAACCACGCCUCCACCGUUGCCUCUUCUCCUUCGCCCAACACGCCUCAUAACGACUACUACGGCAACCAGGCCCAGGAGGCCAAGACGCUGGGUCACCUGCAGCCUCACUCACACGCCGCCGAGGCUGGCAACACUCCCAUCUACGAGGCGCCUACCGAGACUCGCUACGAGUUGGACUCGGGCCUCGGCCACAACCAUGGCGGACAGGCCCCUGCACAACUGGACGACACUACGAGACGAUGA